Molecule: messenger RNA, 3579 nt
Organism: Manis pentadactyla (Chinese pangolin)
Lineage: Eukaryota; Metazoa; Chordata; Mammalia; Pholidota; Manidae
Gene: HDIP1
Product: chromosome 15 C16orf87 homolog
Exons: 4
Coding region: 211-648 (145 amino acids)
Source: RefSeq, a predicted model, not a curated record
CCGGUGUGGAGUGGGUGGGAGGGCGCUCCCGGAGCCGGCGCACACCUCGCCCCGCCCCUUCGGCACGCAGGCCUUGCGCAAGUUCGCGCACGCGCGAGCUCUCGUACGGGCCAGAACCUCGGUCUGGCCUGCGGGGACCUGGCGGUUGGAGGCCAGGCUGCUGAGGUACUAGGGGUGGAGCCCGAGUCGCCGCCGCCGCCGGAGAAGAGCAUGUCUGCCACUCGAGCCAAGAAAGUGAAGAUGGCCACCAAGUCAUGUCCCGAGUGCGACCAACAGGUUCCUGUUGCAUGUAAAUCAUGUCCUUGUGGUUACAUAUUUAUAAGCAGAAAACUUUUAAAUGCAAAACACCCAGAGAAAUCACCACCUUCUACAGAAAACAAGCAUGAGGCCAAGAGGAGGCGAACAGAGAGAGUUAGGCGAGAGAAGAUAAAUUCUACAGUAAAUAAGGAUUUAGAAAACAGAAAGAGGUCUCGAAGUAACAGCCAUUCAGAUCAUAUCAGACGAGGAAGAGGAAGACCAAAAAGUGCAUCUGCCAAAAAACAUGAGGAAGAAAGAGGACAAAAUCCCACAAGAACAAGAAAUGGGAGAAACAGCAAACUUUUGGAAAGUGAUAACUGCUUUAACAGAUUCAUGAGACCUAAAUUGUAAGCUCCCUUGGGGAAAGCUAAGAAAGAAUCUGAUUUUUAUUACACAACUGCCUUAAGGUCAGGAAUCUGUGCAUCAGUUAUGUCUGGAAAUAUAGAGGUGAAGGUGAGGCUAAAAACUAGACUGUUUGAAAGAGUAUCUUAAUAGCCUGCUAGGGCUGUUUACCCUGUCUUCCCCUCCUUCCAGAUUUAUCCUUUAGACAAAAUGGUCUCUGGUCUAGGGCAAGGGUACUGUAUUAAGAUCAGGAUGAUCAGGUGAAAAUUGGGAUAUAGUAAGUACUGAGUUCUCUGGACAGGCUUUUAUAUUCCAAGUAAGAGAUUAGAGAUAUCCUCUUUGGGGAAUAUGAAGAGCCUAAGAGGAAAGGCCUAAAAUAAAGAUGCUUAAGGGAUUUCACAAAGAAAUGGCCCAGAUAGCUCAUUCUGAAGUGAUGACUACAGUCAAGUUCCAUAUAUGUGCAUGAGCUAAUCUGUUUUAUUUGGUCUUAUUCUUAAAUAUGAGCAUAUUACCAAGAAUUACCCAGAUACAUGGAGGAAAGAGUCUUGUAUGAAAAGUUAAGACCAAAUCAACAGGGAAAAAAACCUUGGAUAGUUUUCUUUUGUAAGGAAAAAAGAAAAGAUUAAACUGUUAUUAAUAUUCUAGCAAGAGAAGGUAUUGUAGUCAUGAAAUAAGACCAAGAUGAUUAUUUGAAAGGAAAUGGCAGAUAUAAAAAAAAUACCUGAAAAUAAACUAAAAAAUAUUAAUUAAAAAGUAUGUGAAUAAACAUAUGACUUGGGGAAAUGAAAAUCUUUAACAGGCUUAUAGACAAAAUGGAAGAAAUGCACCAGAAUGUAAUAACACAGUAGGAAAAGAGACGAAAAGAUAAAAUCAGAAAGAUAAGAAAUUUAAAGGACCAGUUUGAGAUCAUCUAUCAAUAAGUGAUGUUGCAGAAAAGAAUAUACAAGAUGAAGGAGAAGGAUGUUAUCAAUGAAAAUUCAAGAAAUUUUCCUAAAUCUGAAGGACAGUGAGUUUCCAUAUUGAAACAGCCCACCAAAUUCCCCACCCAACAGAUACGAAGUAGAGAUUAUGUCAGAGAUAUCAGAGCAUAUCAUCAUAAAUCAUCUCUCUUUGGUCAAAGGAAAAAUCUUUCUCAAGUGUUCAGAGAAAAAAGAAAGAAAAUCAAAAUGGUAUUGGAAUUAAUACAGUGGAAUGCUACCCAGCAAAGAACAAACUACUCUUAUGUAAACAGCAUCAGUGCAUUUCAAAAACAUUGAAUGAAAAAGGCACUAGAAAUAAAGCAGUACAUACUAUAUGAUACCAUUUAUAUGACGUUCAAGAACAGGUAAAAUGAAUAUGUGGUAAUAGAAUCACAACAUCAGUUGCUGGUGGUUGGUGAGGGAUAGACUGGAAAGGAAUAUGAGGAAUUUUCUGUAUCUUGAUUGUGGUGUGAGUCACAUGGAUAUAUGUUUGUGAGAAAUCAUCCAGUUGUACACUUAAGAUCUGUACGUUUUGCCAUAUGUAAAUUUAGCAAUAAUUUAAAAAAAUCUGUUAAAAAAGGUAAUGAGUUUUCUUAACAGUGGCACCAGUGGUUGAAAAACAAUUUUUGCUUUCAUCAUACUAAGAGGAAAUUUAUGUAUUCAGGGUCUCAGAAAAUUUGCUACCUGUAUCUACCUGUAGCUUGAAGCUACUAUGAGAUAAAUGCCAUCAAAAUGAAGAAGUAAACCAAGAAAGUAUCCUGGGAUCCAGACCAUAGGGUCCAACUCAAGAGAUGAGAAUUUCCUGCCUGAUGCUGAAAGAGAGCCCAAGAUGAUAAUUAUGUAAUAGGCCUAUAGAGCAACCAUUUCAGAUUGGAACAGAUGGAAAGACUUCGAGAGGUUUUUUCAAGAAGAUAAAAUUGAUUUAACACUUAAUAUGUGAAACAUUCUGGAAAAUUUAUAUAACUAGGAGAGUUUAGGUUCAACUAGUAAUGAAAAGUGAGCAGAUGAAAAAAGAGAAUCUCAAGAGAAAACAGUGUUCAAGAAAAAUGAAAUAAUUUACCUAGUCUGAAUAAUGUAAAGAAUGAAUAUAAAUCUCAGCAAAUUGUGAUAUAACUAUAAUAGGAAAAUGGGAUGGAAAGAGUAUGGUGGGGACAAGAGAUGGAAAACAGUAAAAUCAUAAUUUUCUGUGGUAGAAAGUCAGUAAUGCCUAAAACCAAAAAACCAAGUAGCAGCAUCAUAUAAAAAUAUUACUUAAAGACAGGUAAAAACAAGAAGGAACAACUGAAAAAAAGUAGUUGCAUUUGUGGAGGGUGGGAAAUGUGCAGUGAGGGGAGGAGGACUUCUGUUUUUUGUAACAAGUUUUGUAAAAAGGAUUUGUCUGUAAACUAUAUACACAUUUAACUUUGAAUAAAAAGUCAGAGUAAAAUGAAACAGACAGAAGUAGAAUCAUGGUAGCCUGAAAAAAGAAUUUGGAAGAAGGUACACAAAGAUGUUAAUUGUGAUUUUAGUUGUUUUUCUGUAUUUUUUCAGUUUUCUGCCAUGAACUUGGAUUACAUUUGAAAUCAGGAGGGGAAAAAUAGAGAUAAAAGUUGGUUAUUAUUUUCUGUAGCAGAGCUAAGGUGAAGAAGUUAAUAUGUUCAUAAAGGCACUAUUGAUACUCAGAAGGGACCAUCUGGAGAAAAUUAGUUUUGAUUGAGACAAUGAGCUCAUGUUAGAAAAAAGCAAUAUUUUAGAUUUUCCAGAAAUUAUGUAGAUAUUUAUAUGACUGUAUACAAAUCUAGUCUCCAUUUAGUUUUAUAAUUUAGUUCAUGGUAUUAAUAACUUCUUUGAAAUUAAAAAGAAAUUCAAUUCAGAGGCAUAAUACUUUAUAACAUUUAAUAUACUUUGUAUAAUAUUGUCAUUUAAAGAAAUACUUGAAAGCUUUACAUUUAAAAGAAUUACUUCAUCUUCUGCCUUUAUAUUAAGCUUUGCCUUUUUCUUU